UUCAGAAAGCCACAGUGUUUGCAUAUGCUACCAAGAAUCCAAGUUAGGUUGAAAGCGGCAAUCAAUAAGGAAACAAGAAGUCAGACCAACAAACGAUUUUGUCGGGAAUCUGGGUAACGCGAGCAACUGUCAGCUGUUAACGAGGUGGGAACACAACGCCACCAACUCCAAACUCUAUUGCUGGCUCUGUGAACUUUCAGUGAGGAUCGUCAGUGCAGCGUCAAGUUGUUACAGAUUUCAACCUCUAUUGUGACGUCGAACAAGCUAUGAGUAUGGCGCAGCCGUGAGACGGAGAGGCUAUGGGGUGAAUAAUCAAACGAGAUUUACAUAGUGCAUCAAACAUUUGAUACAUGCCGAUCAUGAUUUGGCUGAACUGUAUCCCAAUACACAGGCACAGGUUCAAGGGUGAGGGGAGGUUGACAGAGUUUGCAAGUUUAUUGCACAUAAGGGUCACGAGGUGGUUAUUGACAGCUCAAUCAGAAUAGAGAAGAGCAAAGGGAGGGGCUCACGCUAAACUAAGCAGACGUGUCAGAUGGAGACACGGGAGAGGCUGAGAGAUGGAAACGCCUUCGACGAUGAAGUCAUAUGGGGUGAGGUGGAACGUCUUUCUUUGUGUUACGAACAGUUGUUCCCAUUCACGACGUGACAAAGAGUCUGAAUAAAGUCACGGGGUUUUGCGCGUGCUAUACUCGGAAGGUCAUCACAGUUGAAAAAGCCAAUGUAGAAAUCGCCAUUAACACGAGGAACUCUCGUAAAUGAGCUGCAGGGUCCUUGUCAGGGGUUGUAAAAAUGAACGUCAGCUUAUGAGUGGUUGUGUGGCCACCUCCUGUCCUCCUUUAACUAAGUCAAUGCCUUGAGGAGGAGAAGAUGGUGCCACUGGCUCGGACCUCGAUCAGCUAACAACCUGAUAAAAAUGAGAAGGUAAAGACUGUGAAUAGGAGUCGGGGCCAUCGGUUGAGCCUUGAGCUGUUGGGUAUUGAGAAUCACAGUCUGGCAUAAAGUGAUACAGUGUAAUCUGUAGGAGGUAAUUAGGGGGUCUAAUUACUGAUGAACUUGACAUUGAUCUCCGGACCUCCUCUGGCAGAAGAAAGGCACAGGUUUCAAAUAAUGAUUUGUUCUCAAAUUCAAUGAAAACCAUGUCAGAUAUUAAUCAAUUCUAGAAUAACCAUACGCUGAACAGGGGGUUUAAUAUAAUUUCGCCAGGGAAGGGACAAGGUGUAGAGCCACAAUGACCCGCAAGACCUGUUUGAUUGGAGUGAGAAGAGCACGCAGCCCCCUUUCUAUUAGAGGACCUCGUGUCGCGGAUCGUUUGUCUGUGUGGCCCGGAUGGGAGAUGGCAAUAGUCUGAGAGGCGUAGACUAACUGACUAUUGGAUAUGAAGGAGUUGAGAGUCCAGAUGCAUUCCUUGUGAUAUUCUGGCCUGGAGAUGAAGGGAUCGGGAACAAUAGCGGUAAUAGCAUUGUGGGAAUUACUACAGAACCAUACUCUGAGGUCAAUAAUGACGUGAACGAGAUACAAGCAUCAGACUUCCUCUCGCUACUGGCUGAUGAGAUAACUCGAGUAUCGUGAAACAAGUGACUGAGCUGCGUUUCUACAGAGAUCUUGAUCGUAGCUGGAAGUCAAAUCUCGAAGCCGCUGAAAACUACCUAACCUGAGUUAGACCCUGGGCUAUGGCACUGGCAGCCCGUGUCGUCCCCUGUAAUCUGGGUCCAGUUCCCCACUCUCAGCCUGCUUAGGUCGUCUCUCUGGCUGCAUCUACCCACGUUGGCCUUUUUAGAACAUCCCCACUUCCCUCUGCUUGUGCUCUCUCUCCUGAGUUCAAAGUUGAGCUUCUUCUUCUUCUCCUCUCCUCCUGAUCUUCCCCUUUCUCUCUGACCUUCACUUUGACUCUGAUCCAGAUACUCAAUCUCUCGAGAUACCCGAUACCCUUUAAACAUUUUAUUCUUCCUUAAUCUAAUCCUGUCGAGGUUGCUUCCUUCUUUUCAGGACCUCGCUGCUGUCACUCUCUGUUCUUUACUUUCUCUGUCCCUGUCGACUCACGUUGCUCCAACGCAUUCACCCACGUAACAGCUUCUCAAUACCGCAAUCAUGAAGGGUACGCUUCACCUGGCCACUCUCGACUUCUCCAGCAGCUAAAAAUGCGUAGGACUUAUUCUUGUCGGCGGCUUUGGCACUCGCCUUCGCCCUCUCGUACGUUACCCCUCAGGCGCGCAAAACUCCUGUGCACCCCUCCAAUAUAUGUUUUGUGUGACUGACAUGCUGUGGCGCAUUACAGACCCUCACUCUCCCCAAGCCUCUUGUCGAGUUCGCCAACAAGCCCAUGAUUGUGCACCAGAUUGAGGCGCUGGUCGCAGCGGGUGUCACUGAUAUCGUCCUUGCUGUCAACUACAGACCUGAGAUCAUGGAGAAGUUCUUGGCUGAGUACGAGGAGAAGUACAACAUCAACAUCGAAUUCUCCGUCGAGACUGAGCCCCUCGAUACCGCUGGACCCCUGAAGCUUGCUGAGAGUAUUCUCGCUAAGGACGACUCUCCCUUCUUCGUCCUCAACUCCGAUGUCAUCUGCGACUACCCCUUCCAGGACCUCCUGGCUUUCCACAAGAACCACGGCAAUGAGGGUACCAUUGUCGUCACCAAGGUUGAGGAACCCUCCAAGUAUGGUGUUGUUGUCCACCAGCCCGGUCACCGCUCUUUGAUCGACCGAUUUGUCGAGAAGCCCGUCGAGUUCGUCGGCAACCGUAUCAACGCCGGCAUGUACAUCUUCAACACUUCCAUCCUCGACCGUAUCGAGCUCCGCCCGACUUCUAUCGAGAAGGAGACCUUCCCCGCUAUGGUCAAGGACAACCAGCUUCAUUCUUUCGACCUUGAAGGCUUCUGGAUGGACGUUGGACAGCCCAAGGACUUCCUCAGCGGUACAUGCCUGUACCUCUCUUCCCUCACAAAGAAGGGCAGCAAGGAGCUCACUCCUCCCACUGAGCCCUACGUUCACGGCGGAAAUGUCAUGAUCCAUCCCUCUGCCAAGAUUGGCAAGAACUGCAGGAUCGGACCCAAUGUCACGAUCGGUCCUGAUGUCGUUAUCGGUGACGGUGUCCGCCUGCAACGAUGUGUCUUGCUCCGUGGCUCCAAGGUCAAGGACCACGCCUGGGUGAAGUCCACCAUCGUCGGCUGGAACAGCACCGUUGGCCGAUGGGCUCGCCUCGAGAACGUGACAGUUCUCGGCGACGAUGUCACAAUUGGUGAUGAGAUCUACGUCAACGGUGGCAGCGUCCUCCCCCACAAAUCUAUCAAGGCUAACGUCGACAUUCCUGCCAUUAUCAUGUAAGGAGCGAUCUAACGAACCAUCGCCUUAUUCGAAGCUCGCUGGAGGACACACCAGCGAGAUUUCUCAUCUAUGCUCUAAUCUCGAACGACAGCGACGAAGAAGAAUUCAAGAAGCAAAAUUCACCACUCUGGGGAGAUGUGCUGGCCACCAUUCUAUACCAUGGAGGCGGGGCGGGAAGAAAUCAAGAGCCUGCCGCUCUCUCUAUCUUAAUACUUUUGUGCAAUUGUCUAAUGCCCCUUUAUGCGUGUUUAUCUGGCGUCUAGGUCGAUAUUUACAGAGGGCGGGCAGGCAGGCAAGCCAUGGAAGGACAAAACAAGGCAGUUGGGCAGGCAGGGUUCAUGGCAGCUCUCUGAGGCAGCCAUGUUAAACGUCUAUGUUACAGUUAUUUGUAUUAAAGAAGGUGGCUCAAUACCAUUUUGAAACUUUACGGCUUUUCCCGUCCCUCGUGAGAUGUGUUAACAUAGCUCAGCAAGACAAGUUAUGUGUAGUCGGGGCUUUGGUGUAGUUUUCUGAGACAUUCCCGGACAUGCACUGCGUGGUUUACACUGUUGGUUUUGAUUCAAAUCCAGCGGAGGGAGCAACUCAUGACCAGCGAGAGGAGAGAAUUAAUGUUCAGAUGCUACGGCCUCAGUGAGCAGGAAAACUUGAGCCUUUAGAGGAGAGUACUAGAAUAAACUCAGUAAAGAGUCCCCUAAGUUCAGAUCAAAUUACCUAAAUCUUUUCGUCAC
This is a messenger RNA of Fusarium odoratissimum NRRL 54006, 4047 nucleotides long. Its product is annotated as mannose-1-phosphate guanyltransferase. Bases 2321 to 3319 code for a protein of 332 amino acids. The transcript has 2 exons. The record is from RefSeq and is a predicted model, not a curated record. Gene Ontology annotation, cellular component: cytoplasm. Lineage: Eukaryota; Fungi; Ascomycota; Sordariomycetes; Hypocreales; Nectriaceae. Gene Ontology annotation, biological process: GDP-mannose biosynthetic process; cell wall mannoprotein biosynthetic process. Gene Ontology annotation, molecular function: mannose-1-phosphate guanylyltransferase (GTP) activity; GTP binding.